AAAUGGAAAAAAUUAUGUUCGUGUCUUCUCAGAAACACAAACUGAAACAAAAACACGAACAGAGUGUCGAUGUCGAAUUCAGCGACCUACAAAAAGCCACCGCAUAAGAAGAGAAAGACGUCUCCGUCUCCGCCUGAUUCAUCAUGGUCUCCGUUAUCGUCGCUGCCAGAUGAGAUGAUUCUGAGCUGUUUGGCUCGAGUGUCGAGAUUGGACCAAGCGGCUCUGUCUAUCGUUUCCAAGUCUUAUCGCUCCCUAAUGGCUUCGCCUGAAUUGUACAAGACGAGAUCUAAAGUGGGUUACGCGGAGAAUUGCUUGUACGUUUGUUUGCUCACCCCUCCUGACCUAACCCCACGCUGGUUCAUCCUCCGCCGUGGUGAAACUUUGAAUCGGCUUUCUCCGAUCCCGUCGUUGUGCUCUCAGCCUCCGGAAGCAUCCUCCGUGGUGGUGAUGGAUUGGGGAAUCUAUGUAAUCGGUGGAUUUAUAAAGGAGACGACUCGUACUUCGGAUGUCUGGCUCUUGGAUUGUCGGACUCACACUUGGCGUCAAGUCCCUUCCAUGGGAGUGGCUCGAGCUUGUGCGGCGGUUGGAGUCGUAAAUGGGAAGAUUUAUGUGUUCGGAGGCUGCUUGGACCCAGAUUCCUCGAACUGGGCAGAGGUAUUUGACCCAAAGACUCAAACUUGGGACUCUUUGCCUCCAAUGCCGGAUCGGAUUAAACGAGAUCAGUAUAUCCACGACAGUGUGGUGGUGAGGGGGGAGAAGAUUUACGCAGUUGAUGGAAUUGAUAGAACCUAUUGCUACUCGCCGUGUGAAGGUAAGUGGGGAAGAGGGAAUGAUGCUCCAACGAAUGGAAACAGAAGGGAUUGGUGUGUGAUUGAUGGUUUGAUCUUCUGUAUUUCUCGCAGCGGAAGUGUGUAUUGGUGUGAGCCAGAUCAGUUGGAGUGUGAACCAGAGGGGAUGUAUUGGAGGAAGGUCAAAGGUUUGGUCUCUCUCAAGAAGAGACUCUCUAGCUCUAGACUGGUUCACUUUGAUGGGAAAAUUGAGGCUUUGUGGGAGUCGUACAAAAUCACUAUUGGUAGAGACAAAAAGCUCAUUGAUUUACUUCCCGGGACCAGACUGAGCAACUCUGGUUCCAACAUUCUGCUCUUGUGGGACGUUAUCGAGGAGGAUCAUCUGCAGAUUUGGUGUGCAGAGAUUUCAUUGGAGAGACGCCAAGGACCCGAGAUUUGGGGUAAUAUUGUCUGGUCUAAUGCUCUCAUGAGUGUUGAUCCUUUCUUACAUCACUAUAAGUGUGCUUCAAUGGUUGUCAAGUCAAAUGCGUAUAAUAACAUCUUGGGCUUUGGCGAAUGUAUGCGAUGCUCUGCAUUACAGCGUUGAUGAUAGUUCCUUUGAAGGCAUUAACGAUGCUAUAACUUAUGACUCUAAUACCAGUUUUGGAUUUACUUUCAUUUCUCCUCCUUAGUAGGAUCAAAUACAAAUUCACAAGAUAUGGGCUUGCUUAUAGAAUGUGUUUUGUGCCUUACAGAGGAUGGGGACAAGGUAAUGAAAAUCCUUCCAACAAAACAAACGACAGUCAACUAAAGAAGAAGAGCUUGUGGAGAGACACAACCUACAGUUUUCUGGAUGUGAAAAGAUCCCGAGCGUCGGAUAUAUACAAACUGCUUCUAUUAGAAAAAGCGAGGUGUGUAUAGUGUUCUGAGAAUUUGACUCAUCACUUGCGGCAGAGGAUUCCUCUGAACUCCAAUAAUUCAGUUCUGAUCAUAUUCCUGUUCAUCGUAUCAGGUUCCUCUGAUACUCCCUUGACCCUUCCUAUGAGAUAGUUGUAGCUGGAUUGGCAAAUUAUGUAACAACUUCUUGUAGCUGUAGAACUAGUUCCAUUCAGUGUUUGUCUGUCCAGUCUCUAAGGAACAAUCUAGUCAUGAUAAUCUGCCUAUGAUGAUGUCAUGUGGGGCAUGUGCUUUGUAACCAGAAUGUCAAAGAAUGGCUUUAAGUCGUCUUUAUAGUGUUCUUACUACAGGACAAUGUAGACAUGGUGUAGUUGCACUUUUGGAACGAAGCUUGGGAAAAAAGUUCUGACCCGUUAAUCUGUAUCAAUGUAAUCUUGUGUUCAAUAUUCAUAAGUUUUAAAAAUGGGGUUUUGUGUACAAAAGAAUGUGUCUCUAUGUGUGUUGCAGUUCGUUUGAUCAACUUUCUGGAUAGAAAUCCAAUGUAUCACACUGUUUCCUAGUUUUAACUAUUUAAGUUGUAACUUUCUAAACCUCAUUAAAGCAAAUAUUAAAAGUUGAA
Arabidopsis lyrata subsp. lyrata is the source of this 2283-nucleotide messenger RNA. Its product is annotated as putative F-box/kelch-repeat protein At3g24610. The transcript has 2 exons. Gene Ontology annotation, molecular function: protein binding. Bases 70 to 1374 code for a protein of 434 amino acids. The record is from RefSeq and is a predicted model, not a curated record. Lineage: Eukaryota; Viridiplantae; Streptophyta; Magnoliopsida; Brassicales; Brassicaceae.